GGACACAAACGCAAAAAGAGAUUGACUACUGCAGCACUCCGGUUCAACUAACCGGGGUGAUCUAUGAUCAUGCUGCGUGGGAAGCCUCGAAAAAAAGUAAAAAGUUGGACAGGGUGGCGAAACAAAUCAAGAGUUAGAGGGCGAUGGAGAUGCAAGGGUGGAACAUGAAAACACAGGGAAAGAUAAAGGAUGUGAUGAUGUUCAUAAUACCCCAUUUGAUGAUGGUGGUAUUUCGGACUCAUGCCUGGCUGCCUUACAAACCAUCGAACCAGGCGUAUACAGGCAGACUACAGAAGUGGCACAAGCAGAUGUGGUAAACAACAUGGACCAACCUGUAAAUUUGGCAGAGUGCAGUCAGCAACAAGCACAUAAACAGAAUACAAUAACCGACGCCUAUGAUAAAGAAAAGCCUCCGACAACAUCCGCUGAUGAACCUGAUGAAGUGACCGAAGCAGAAAUGCAGUCGGUUGAGACACUUUUAAAAUUGGCUCCAAUCCUACAAACAUCAAGUGCAAGUAAUCAAAAGACUCCUGUGUCAGCGAACACAAAUAAAACGGAUGACGAGAGGCAUACACACCUAGUGAGAACGCGUAUCAACAUGAUCAGGGAAAAGAACGAAAAGCGGAUGGCAGAACUAGGUGACGCAUACAGAUCACCUUACUGCAACAGGGUAACCAACUUAUAUGAGCCACUUUUGGGACGUGACCAAACAAUCAUCUGUUAUCUCUUAGCUCCGGUGGGAGAUAUUGGGACAUUGAUAUACAAGUCUGACAGUGGAGUCGAAACGCUAAAAAUCAUAUUUGAAACCUUCCACCCAUCGCAAUACAUAUCAUAUGGUGGAAUGGACGCAUUUGUAGAUGUUUUAAACUUUGAAGAGAAAAAAAGGGACAAAAAAUCAUCACCCUACAGGCUGUUCUUGCCAACUACAAUAUUGCAAGACGAAAUGUUUGAGCCAAAAAUCACAGAUAGUGAUCGAUUGAAAGUAUUCGGACCAAGCGUAGACGAUAUAUUGUGUAAGUAUCAGGUGAAGAAAGUUGACAAAGUUGAUCUCAUCUUCAUUCCAGUACUACUUUCUGAUCAUUACUGGUGCCUAUGCUUUAACAUGAAAAAUGGAGAUAUCGAGUUAAUAGAUAACUCUAGGUAUGUCGAAUCGUUUACCAAACGCUACCGUGGACGCCCCGAAAAGCUGCGGAGAGUUCUAAUACUAUACCUAAAAGGCAAAAUUGGACAAAAAGAGUGGAUAACAAAGUUGGAAAAGGCAAAAAUAAUUCGAAAGGAAAUGGAUUGGAGAACUCUUCAAAACGGUUGUGACUGUGGUGUCUUCACUAUGAGACAUAUGGAGACAUACAAGGGCAAAUCUCCAUGGAAUGCAGGGUUUAAAACGGAAGACCAAAAGAAGAUUCAAGAUUCACAACUACGGUUUUUGCGGUACAGGUAUCUUAGUAAGAUUGUAUUGUCCGACUACAAUCUUAUAAGGAAAGAGGUAUACGACAAAGCUACGGACUUUAUGAAGAAUUCGAUACCCGCAGAUGCUUUGCACGAUCUAGAUAGCAAAAUAAGUAACAGAUUGGAUCAGUUCUUCAACCUCAAAAAGGGGAAACAAAAUGAAAAGUCGUAGGACUACUAUCUUGCUGUCUUUUGUUCCAAACAUCUUUGACAUGUUGGAUUUUUUAUUUUUAUUUAUAAUUCUAAUAAUUUCUGGUUAUAAACAUAAA
Helianthus annuus (common sunflower) is the source of this 1715-nucleotide messenger RNA. RefSeq lists its product as uncharacterized. The coding region runs from base 323 to 1618 and encodes 431 amino acids. Gene Ontology annotation, molecular function: cysteine-type peptidase activity. The record is from RefSeq and is a predicted model, not a curated record. Gene Ontology annotation, biological process: proteolysis. The transcript has 7 exons. NCBI's taxonomy places the organism in Eukaryota, Viridiplantae, Streptophyta, Magnoliopsida, Asterales, Asteraceae.